UCUGCAUCCACUCUCCAUCAUCCUCUCUUCCGGCUGGCUCAACCUUUUUCUUUUCUUCCUCAUCUCCCAUCUCUCUUACUCAUCAAAUUGGCGAGAAUACCCCCGGUGUAUGAGCACACAAACGCAAAUAGUGCUAAUGUUUGCAUUCAGGGACGGCAGCAGGCAGCGAGUCCGAGUGUAUCAUCAUCAUCAACAGCGAGGGGGGGAUGAGGUUGUGAAUAGCAACGCAUCCUUCCGCCGACUCAACCUGAGCCUCACACGUAGACGUGGACGCCGUGUGCCGUAUUUGCCCUCAGUGAUUGCACACGCGCGUGUGCGUUACACAGCACCGCCUGUAUGGCCGCGGUGGCGUAUGCGCCCAUCGAAUAGAACAAUCCUUUGAUUAUUGUUGUGGAAAAUGGCAUAGAGCUGAUCUCAUGAGAUAUAUUUACCUUUAGGUAAACAUGGGGGAUCCCACUCCGCAAGACAUGGCCAAGAUGAAGACGGAGCUUUCCCAGGCGUUGACAUCAUUAUCAGAGAAAGCCAAGAGUGCCAAAGACUUUCUGGUUCAUCUGAAGAACACUAUAGACCAAGUGCAGGAGAGUAGUGUUGAUUUUGAAGCUAGCCUUGUUGCAAAGUUUGAUGAACUCAUCAAUGUUGUUCAGAAACGAAGAGAUCAGCUAAUUCUACAGGUUCAUCGAGAGAAGGAGUUCAAGACGAAGAUGUUAAAGAACCACAUUGGGCAGUGCAGUGGGAAACUGAAGCAGACGACGGGACUCUUGGAGUACAGUAUAGAAGUGAUGAAGGAAGGCGAUCCCGCCGCUUUCCUCAUGGUCUCUGGAGCACUGGUCCAACGGGCGCAGAUGUCGGAGGAGUCCUGGGACAAGGAACUUCUCCUCCAGGCGAGGGUUGCACCCGAGUUUGACCUGACCCUAGAUAGCGCCUCCGCCAUUCAGUCAAUAGAGAGGCUCAACUUCAAAGAGAUGAAACGCAUGGAUAUGACCAAGGCUCCUGAAGCACCUAGUAUCAUCCCAUCAGACUGCAGUGCAGAGAAUAACAGUGUUACCAUCGCAUGGCAAGCUCACCCAUCUAGCUGGGUUGAGGGAUAUGUACUCGAGCUAGAUGAUGGCAAUAACGGAGAGUUCCGGGAGGUGUACUGCGGGCGUGAAACCAUGUGCACCGUUGACGGCCUGCACUUUGAUAGUACCUACCAUUCCCGUGUCAAGGCCUACAACCAUGCUGGCGAAGGGGAGUACAGUGAGACCAUCUGCCUCCAAACAGCAGAAGGAAUCACCUUGUUCCAUUCAAGAGUUUGUAUGUACACUGCCAGAAGUUACAUGGUUGCCUGGUUCCAUCCUGACCCUAGGACAGCCCACAAGGACAUCAUCUUCUCCAACGAAAACAUGACACUAACCUGCAACAACCAAGAUGACCGUGUCGUCCUGGGGAACGUCGGCUUCUCCAAGGGUGUCCACUACUGGGAGGUGACCAUCGACAGGUACGACAAUCAUCCAGACCCUGCCUUCGGCGUUGCGCGAUUGGACACGUCCAAGGACACCAUGCUCGGCAAGGACGACAAGUCGUGGUCAAUGUACAUCGACAGCAACCGUAGCUGGUUCAUCCACAACAACGCACACUCGGAUCGGUGUGAGGGUGGUAUUGGUGUGGGUUCCGUCGUUGGUGUGCUGCUCGACCUGGAGAAGCACGUCCUGUGCUUCUAUGUCAAUGACAAGGCUCAGGGUCCUGUUGCGUUCAAGGAUCUUAAGGGUAUCUUCUUCCCAGCAUUCAGCUUGAACCACAAUGUACAAGUCACUGUCCAUCCAGGAUUAGAGAUACCCACAGACUUUGAUUGAAAUUCCUAGACAAAUGUAUAAAUUUCUAUUUGUAAAAAGCAGAGUUAGUGCAGUUUUAUCGAUGAAAUGGUCAUUCGUGAUCAACGGAAGUGGCUUCGUGUGAUAACUUAUCUGUAAUUAUGUAGAAUACCUUCCGUUGGAGCAAAUAUGAGUUCAUUCCUGGCACAUGUUCAAUGCACCUUGUCUACACUUUCAAUAGAUAUUCAAUAUUGCAGUGGUUGAUUAUCUAGACUAAAUUCUUGUUGUACCU
Molecule: messenger RNA, 2082 nt
Organism: Lytechinus variegatus (green sea urchin)
Lineage: Eukaryota; Metazoa; Echinodermata; Echinoidea; Temnopleuroida; Toxopneustidae
Product: E3 ubiquitin-protein ligase TRIM9-like
Exons: 10
Coding region: 444-1832 (462 amino acids)
Molecular function (GO): protein binding
Source: RefSeq, a predicted model, not a curated record